AAGGUGCCAACUCUCAGAUGCUCAUUCGCUUCCCCCGGGCCCCCAUCGGCGGCUGGCGGCUCCCUCGGCGGGGAGAGGGGGGGCUUGAGUCUCCGGACCGUCGACCAGCCAGGGGGCGACUGCCCCGCUCCGCCCGGGGGCCCCCUCCGAUCGCCCUGCGGUUCUGCGGACACCCCGCGGCGCCCGCCCCCGCCGCCUGCUCCACGCCGCUGGGGACGCGGAAUUGGCCCCGCUAAAGCGAGCCCCGCGGGCUGCGGCGGGAGGUGUCCCGGCUUCGGAGCCUGGCCGCCGGCAUGGCCGGUUCCUGACGGGUGGCACCUGCCGGAGGAAGAGGACGCAUGGGGGAGGCCGUGCGCCACGGGGCCCGGAGCUGUGCCAGAGCCAGGAGCCCCCCGCGGGGUCGGCCGCUCCGAGGCUGCCUGGGCGCCGCUCAGCGGGGGCUGCUCUGAGCCCUGCGCCCUGCGCUCUGCGCUGCGCGGCGAGCCGGGCCUCCAGUGGCGGCGGCCGGAGGGGGAUGCCCGGACUUGCGCGCCUUUCCUGCGCUCGCCGCCUCCCAGCUGCCCGGGCUGCGCGGAGCGGCCGGGCCGGGGAAUCGACGCCCCGCUAGGGGCUCUCGCCGCAGCCGGCCCGGUGGGCGCGAAGGGGAGGCGCGCCGGGCGCAGAUGCGGGGCGCUGCGGCCGGCGCGGUCCGCUCCCCCGGGCACUCAUGAGCAGAGGGGCCAGUCUGCAGCGGAGAACCACCUACCUGAUCUCCCUGACCCUGGUCAAGCUCGAGUCCGUGCAGCCGCCGGAGGAGCAGGCCAAGGCGGGGGCGGAAGAUGGAGCCCCCCAGCCCGGCUCCAGCCCGGCCACCCCCGGCCUCUCCGGGGUGAGGGCGCGCCGGGAGGGCGAGGGGUCCCGGGCGGAGGAAAGCGCCAAGAGCAAGCGCCAGGAGCGGAGCUUCCACCGGCAGGAUGCGUUAUGGAUCAGCACCAGCAGCUCCGGCCCGGGGGACUAUUUCCUGCAGCUGUCGCCCAGCAGCCCCCGGACCCCGGUGCCCUCGCCCUCCCCGUCCCCGGAGAGCGCCGGCCGGCUGCUCGCCCUCUGGGCCGGCCCGGGGCUGCCCUCGCCCAGUGCCAGCACCCCCGGCCCGGGGGCCCCGGCUGAAGACCCCAGAGCUCCGGAUCCCAAAGCGGACGCUCCUCUGACCCUGACGCCGCCGGCGGUGCCCCCCAAGCCGGGCACUGCUCUGCACCCGGCAGCCCCAGCUGUGCCCCCCAAGCCGGACACUGCACUGCAUCCAGCUGUGCCCCCCAAGCCGGACACUGCACUGCAUCCAGCUGUGCCCCCCAAGCCGGACACUGCACUGCAUCCAGCUGUGCCCCCCAAGCCAGGCAUUGCACUGCAUCCAGCUGUGCCCCCUAAACCGGACACUGCAGUGCAUCCAGCUGUGCCCCCUAAACCGGACACUGCAGUGCAUCCAGCUGUGCCCCCCAAGCCGGACACUGCACUGCACCCAGCAGUUCCCCCUAAGCCGGACACUGCACUGCACCCAGCGGUGCCCCCUAAGCCGGACACUGCACUGCACCCAGCUGUGCCCCCUAAGCCGGACACUGCACUGCACCCAGCGGUGCCCCCUAAGCUGGAUGCCGCACUGCACCCAGCUGUGCCCCCCAAGCCGGACGCCGCACUGCUCCCAGCUCUGCCCCCCAAGCCGGACGCCGCACUGCUCCCAGCUGCCCCACUUGUGCCCCCAAAGCCAGAAGCCAUUGUGGCCCCAGCGGCUCCGGGGGUGAAUGAGACCCUGGAGGUGCCAGGCGAGCGGAGCCAGACCCCCAGGGAAGGUUUGCCGCCCCUCACCACCAGCUGCUCCUCCAGUGCGGCGGCUCCAGGCCGGAGGCUGCUGCUAAGCCAUGCCAGCUGGGGCUGCCCCGACGUGCGGGAGCCCGGAGCACCGGAGGGCGGCGGUGCCGGCCGAGCCGGGGGCUCCUCGUUCUCCUCCCCUCUGGGCCCUGGCGCCUCCUCGCCUCACCCAGCGGCCGGGAGCCGGCGCCUCCGGCUGGCCAGCAACAAGCCUUUCAAAACAGUGACCACCAGCGGCGUCAAGAUGGGCUCCGAGCCCAAGGCGGGCAAAGGCGCCCACAAGGGGGGCCCAGGCAACCGGCUGUCGUGGCCGGAAAGCGAGGUGAAGGGCCGCAUGAAAGGGGGCCCCAAAGGCAGCGGGGAGGCGGCCCCCCGGGCCACCGCCAGGGCGAAGCUGUCGCCGCGCAAAGGCAAGAGCAAGACCCUGGACAACAGCGACCUGCUCCUGGACGCCGAGGGCCCGGCGGCCUCGGCCUUCUGCCCCUCGGAGGCCGGCGUGGGGCUGAAGCGGGGCCGCGAGGGCGGCCGGGCCUCCACCCGGGACCGCAAGAUGCUCAAAUUCAUCAGCGGCAUCUUCACGAAGAGCCCGGCCUCCACCCCCACCCACCCCGGGCCCGGGUGGGGCCUGGGCAACCGGGAGCUGCUGAGCCCCGAGCGAGCCAAGGGGUCCUCACCCAAGGCCAUAGCAAACAGCCAGGAAUGGACCCUCAGCCGCACCAUCCCGGAGCUCAGACUGGGCGUCCUGGGGAGCAUCAAGAGCGGGAAGUCGGCCCUCGUCCAUCGCUUCCUCACCGGCUCCUACCUGGGCCUGGAGCCAGCCGAGAGCGGACAGUUCAAGAAGGAAGUGGUGUUGGACGGGCAGAGUCACCUGUUACUGAUCCGAGAGGAAGGGGGUGCCCCGGACCUCAAGUUUGCCAGCUGGGUGGAUGCCGUGGUCUUUGUGUUCAGCCUGGAGAACGAAGACAGCUUCCAGGAGGUCUCCCAGUACUACAACCUCCUGAGCAGCUACCGCAACCCCUCGGAGGUGGCUGUGGCCCUGGUGGGCACGCAGGACAAGAUCAGCUCCACCAACCCCCGGGUGAUCGAGGACCCGCAGGCCCGGGCGCUCUGCAGCGACAUGAAACGCUGCCUCUACUACGAGACCUGCGCCACCUACGGCCUCAACGUCGACCGGGUCUUCAGUGAAGUCGCCCAGAAGGUCGUGACUCUGAAGAAGCAGCAGCAGCUCCUGGCCUCCUGCAAGUCCCUGCCCAGCACCCCCAGCCACUCGGCCGCCUCCACCCCCGUGGGCGGGAUCCACCCUGGGCAGGCCAGUAAUGGAGGCCACGCGAGCGAUUACUCCUCCUCCUUGCCGUCUACACCCAACAUCAGCCACCGCGAGCUGCGGAGCGAAGGCUCGGUCGGGAUCGGCACCCCCAGCUCUCUGCACCGCGGGGCCAAGCGCCGCACCAGCCUCUUCACGAACCGCCGGGGCAGCGAUUCGGAGAAGAGGAGCUUGGACAGCAGAGGGGACAGCACGGGCAGCGGCCGCGCCAUCCCAAUCAAACAGAGCUUCUUGCUGAAACGCAGCGGCAAUUCCCUCAACAAGGAGUGGAAGAAGAAAUACGUGACCCUAUCCUGCAAUGGCCUCCUCUUCUACCACCCCAGCAUCAACGAUUACAUUCACAGCACCCACGGGAAGGUGAUGGACCUCCUGCGCACCACCGUCAAGGUGCCCGGCAAGCGCCCCCCCAGGGCCAUCUCUGCCUGCAGCCCCUCUUCCAGCAUCAACGGCCUGGUGCGGGACGUGAGCGGGGGGCAGGCGCCCGAGGGUGGCGCUAGCCUCUCCCCCGCGGUGCUGACCAUCCCGACAGAACAAGCGGCAAAGGCCUCGGGGAAGGCGGACCGGCCCCUCCAGCGUUGCGCUUCGGCAGCCAGCGCCAAGACCUCCAGCGGGGAGGGGUCCCCGGCCGGAGAAGGGGUGUCCAGCCCCAGUCCCAGCCCCGGAGGCAAAGACCCGCCUCCUUCGCCCAUGAUUGACAGGAAGAAGCAUCGCCGGAAGAAGUUGAUGACCCCCUCGAAAACCGAGGGGUCAACGGGGCAGGCGGAAGCCAAGCGCAAAAUGUGGAAAUUAAAAACCUUUGGUAGUUUAAGAAAUAUUUAUAAAACAGAGGAGGAGAACUUCGAGUUCAUCAUUGUGUCGAGCACGGGCCAGACAUGGCACUUCGAGGCCGGCAGCUUCGAGGAGAGGGACGCCUGGGUCCAGGCGAUCGAAAGCCAAAUCCUGGCCAGCCUGCAGUGCUGCGAGAGCAGCAAAAACAAGGCCCGGAUGGACAGCCAGAGUGAAGCGGUAGCCAUCCAGGCCAUCCGGAACGCCAGAGGCAAUUCCUUGUGUGUGGACUGCGGGGCACCGAACCCCACCUGGGCCAGCCUGAACCUGGGGGCGCUGAUCUGCAUCGAGUGCUCGGGCAUUCACCGAAACCUGGGCACCCACCUGUCGCGGGUGCGCUCGCUGGACCUCGACGACUGGCCCCUGGAGCUCACCCUGGUGCUGACGUCCAUCGGCAACGAGACGGCCAACAGCAUCUGGGAGAAGAACACCCAGGGACGCCGGAAGCCCACCUGCGAGUCGUCCCGGGAGGAGCGGGAGUCGUGGAUCCGGGCCAAGUACGAGCAGCGGCUGUUCCUGGCCCCGUUCCCCAGCCCCGAGAUCCCACUGGGGCAGCAGCUGUUCCGGGCCGUGCAGGAGAAGGACCUGGGCACCGUGCUGCUGCUGCUGGCGCACAGCUCCAAGGAGCUGAUCAACACCUGCUCCGGGGACAAGGACCGGCGCACGGCCCUGCACUUGGCCUGCGACCUGCCCCAUGUGGUCAUCACCCAGCUGCUGGUCUGGUACGGCAUUGACGUGAAGGCCCGAGACGCGCUGGGCCACACGGCCCUUUUCUACGCCAGGCGAGCCGGGAGCCAGGAGUGCGCCGAGAUCCUCCUGCAGCACGGCUGCCCCAGCGAGGGCCACGGCACCGUCGCCACGCCCGGCCUGCGCCGGAAAAGCAGCACCGCCAGCAUGGGACGGUGUGACACUCGGACCGCCCUGGUAUAGCCAGCCAGCCCCGCUGGACUGCCCCGUGCGGGGCCUCGGGGCUCAGCCCAGAGCGGGGGGAGACUGCCAACGCCUCGGCCCUCUGCAGAGCCCUCCCCAGCGGGCUGCGGCCUGCCUCGGGCCACCUGGACCGGGUGCGCCGGAGCCCGAGCCUGACGCAGGGCUGGAGGGGAAGGACGCGGGGGUGGCCAGGGGACAACUCCAGUGGCAGGCCCGUCCUGCGCGGGCCGUACCUGCCGGACGCUGAAGGGACGUUCGGCCCAACGGGCCCAGCUUUUCCGGGCACGGCUGGCGAGGCGGGUGCCCAGGUGAGGCCACCCCUGGGUGCUGGCUGGGCAGGACGCCGGGCGUCCCCAUCCUCUGGCCACUGUCGGACAAUUUGUAUUUUUGAUGCUCUAUUUAUUACUCAGCCCCUGCUGUGGGGCCCGUUCUGUCCCUGUCUCCUCAGGGCCCCUGCUGCCCCUCCCUACUGCGCCAGCACAUCUUCCCAAGGCCUCCUGCGUGGCUGGGCAGGGGAUGGGAACACGCAGGACAAAGAGAGGCAGCUUUGUCAGAGCACAGGGCCGGGAGCCAGGACUCCUGGGUUCUGUCCCUGGCUCUGGGAGGGGAGUGGGGUCUAGUGGUCGGAGCACAGGGCCGGGAGCCAGGACUCCUGGGUUCUGUUCCUGGCUCUGGGAGGGAAGUGGGGGGUCUAGUGGUCAGAGCACAGGGCCGAGAGCCAGGACUCCUGGGUUCUGUUCCCAGGUCUGUCACUGACUUGCCCUGUGACCCCCGCGGGCCGCACCCUCCCGUCCUUCCAGUGGGGUUUAAGGACACGGCCGGGGUGGGGAGGGAUCCUUCGUUCCUGUCCGUAAUGAGCUUUGACGGUGAAACGUGCUCAGUGUUGUGCCAAGGUGUUUGGGUUCCCAACCUGCCCCUGGAUAGACAAGGCCCUGCAGCAAGGGGAGAGGGCUGACGUUAGCGGGGGUGGGGGUGAUGGGCCCCCCCACCCCCAAUCCAGCUGCCACAGCCCUGAACCUCCAGUCCCUGUGCGCCCCCUCCCAUUCCAUGAAGGGGGGGAGGGGAAGCAGUUCAUCCCGUUCCCCUGCUCUCUGUCUCCACCAUGGCGGGGGCGGGGGGAGGGGAACACGGCUGUGCCCCCACCCCAUGCAGCUGGGGGCUCCCAACUAGGUACACUGGCCCUGCGCAGACACCAGAGGGCGACAGUCUCCUUGCUACCGUUUUGUGCGGCGUGUGGGAGUGGGGCCCUCAGCCAGCCCCUUGCGCGUGUGGGGCUGGACACCGGGGUUCCACUGGGGUUUCUGGGAGGGGAGUGGGGGUUGAUGGGUUAAAGGGGUGGGGGGCUGGGAGUCAGGACCUCUGGGUUGUAUCAUGGCUGUGGGAGGGGAGUGAGGUCCAAUGAGUAGAGCGGGGGAGUGCGGACUGGGAGCCAGGACGCCUGGGUUCUAUCCCCAGCCCUGGGAGGGGCGUGGGAGCUGGUGGGGGCUGGGAGUCAGGACGCCUGGGUUCUCCCUGCUGUAGCAAAGGUGGUCCCUGGAUGGCUCAGGCAGCGAUGCAGAGCAGGUGUUCCCUCGUUAUUUACCAGCAGGGUCACCUCCCCCCUCCCCACCCCAGAUAGAGGCGCCAACCCACCCACCCCUUUGCCAGCCUGCGCCCUGUUUCAUGCUCCAAAUCCAGCCAGAGGCGCUGGGCUGCCCCACGCCCGCCCCUCCAAGCCAGCACCUCUCUGAAAAGCAGUAUCCCUUCGCAGGCCCGGGCGAGGGAGGGGGGGCUGCCUGGCACGGGGCAUUGACACCCCCCGCCCUUGGGUCAUCCAUCCAGGAGCUGGCACAGCGCCUCCUUAGCGCCAGGCCCAGCUUUCAAUCCAUUCCUGUUGUACAAAGUCCCCGUCCCCUUGCCCCACCGACCGCCCUUUCCUAGCCUCCUCUCGGGACCCUGUUUUAAUUUAUUUGCUUCUCCGAGCAUUUGGCUCAUGCCAGAAAUCUCCCUCCCUCCCGCUCGCUGUCUCUUCGACGAGGCUGGGUUGGCAGCUCCCCCGGCACACUGUUUACAGGGCACGCGUGGCCCUUCGGUGUUGUGUGGCCCCGGCCGAGGCCUCCGAAAGUGGCUGUUGUGAGUGACGUGGUGUCAGGCUUUAUUUCGAUACGUGAUCAGGGUACUACAGACCCCCGCAGACACACACAUACCAAUCGGCCAUCCCUGCCGCUGCCUGGGGCACUGGCUGGCACGUUACCCCCCAUGCUGCGUUGAAAGCCAUUCCCGCUGUUUCUUGCUUUAAUUUCAGGCCUGGGCGGGGGUUGAUCUUCGGGGGCCGGGGGGUCCAGGCCAGUGGCUGGGCCCGACCGUGAGUUUAGAGGGCCGAGAGCUCCAUUGCUCUCCGCUGGGCCCGCAAUCGGCCCCCAGCUCCCCCCGGUCUUCCAAACCAGCUGAGCGGCUCAGUUCAUGAAUGUCUGGCUACCGUGUUGCACAAAGGAAGUCUUGCCCUCCCUCUCUGCGGUGGCCCCGGGGGGCCAGAGCCAGGCCUAGGGGGCAGGGACGCUGCCCCGUCCCUCCAACCACCAGCGCUGCCGUAGGCUCCAGGGUUCGGGGCAACCGGUCUGAACCGGGGGGAGGUCACUGACCGGCCUGCGUGGCAUCGCAAUGGCUUUACCCCUUGGGAGGCGGGUAGCGGACGUUGGCAGCGAAGUGGGGGUCUGGGAGGCUGGGGGAGGAAGCAGCCUGGGUCCCCCGGGCGUGGCUGGAUCGGGGCGGAGGGGCGUGUGUGUGGGGGGGGUGGGGGGCAUGGCCAGCCGGCACUGACACCAGUGGCCGUGUAUAGCAUUUUAAUCUCUUGGAUUGUAACUGUAAGUACGUAACAAUGUCCGAUUUAGAGCUGUA
Malaclemys terrapin pileata is the source of this 7798-nucleotide messenger RNA. RefSeq names its product ArfGAP with GTPase domain, ankyrin repeat and PH domain 2 (gene AGAP2). Gene Ontology annotation, cellular component: nucleus. Bases 707 to 4921 code for a protein of 1404 amino acids. Gene Ontology annotation, molecular function: GTP binding; protein binding; GTPase activity. The record is from RefSeq and is a predicted model, not a curated record. Lineage: Eukaryota; Metazoa; Chordata; Testudines; Emydidae. The transcript has 19 exons.